AUGCCUUAUUUUUUACAUUCCUUCCCUGCAUUUGCCGAUUUCUGUUCUAAAGACCAAAACUGUAAAUUUAAAUCUUCGUUAAAUAAGAGAGUCUGCUGGGGGUAUGAACUCAGUGAUUGCUAUAAAAAUAUUUCCUAUCAUGUGCGACCGCGAUGUCCUGGUGAUCAUAAAGGUUGGGUGAAAACAAAACAGGCUCAGUACGACACUUUUUACACUCAAGCCGAUUUUGGAUAUAUAAAGGAACAAAUUGAAGAACUUAUGGUGAUGUGUGAAGCUUCUUUAAUUGAAGAUAGCUCUUUGGAAUGCUCAAAAUAUUUAAGGUUCUGUAGAGGACGAAAUCUUAUGCUAAAUUUUACAGGACUUGAAGGACGGGGAGACAACUUAAGAUACAAAACGGAUAUCCUAGGCCCUGGACAAAUUGGUGGUCAUUGCAAUUUCUAUUCCGAAAGAUUGAUGAAGGAAACUGAGCACAUGAGCGCGCUACAAUCAUGGGGCCCUGAGUUGGUCAAUUUUGUUAAAACCGCUGAGAGACCAAUCGCUGAUGCAAAAUGUGAUGUGGUUAUUGAAAAACCAACCUACAUAAUGAAAUUAGAUGCAACGGUGAACAUGUAUCAUCAUUUCUGUGAUUUCUUUAAUUUGUAUGCUUCACUGCACGUCAACUCAACUCAUCCAGCGACAUUCUCCAGAGACAAUCACAUUCUUAUAUGGGAGACAUUCACCUAUGAGUCUGCUUUUAAAGACACAUUUAAAGCAUUUACAGUAAAUCCUAUAUGGGAUUUGAAACAAUUCCGUGGAAAAACUGUGUGUUUCAAAAAUGUUGUCUUUCCGCUUUUACCACGCAUGAUAUUUGGACUGUAUUACAACACUCCUGUGAUAUAUGGCUGUGAAAGAAGUGGGUUGUUCCAUGCUUUUUCCAAGCAUAUUUUGCAUUCCUUGAAGAUUCCUCUCCAUGUUCGUGAUAAUGACAAAGUGAGGGUUACAUUGUUAUCAAGAGGCACUACUUAUAGAAGUAUUUUAAACGAGCAAGAAAUAGUAAAGGCAUUGCUAAAGGUCAAGGGGUAUCAUGUGCAGCGAGUUGUGUAUGACAGAAAAAUGCCAUUCAUCGAGCAACUAGAGAUAACACAUAAUACAGAUGUGUUCAUAAGCAUGCAUGGAGCUGGCUUGACUCAUUUAAUGUUCCUACCUGACUGGGCAGCAGUUUUUGAAGUUUAUAAUUGCGAAGACCCCAAUUGCUACUCGGAUUUGUCAAGACUUCGGGGUCUUAAGUACGUGACAUGGAUGGACAAAUCUAAGCUAGUGCAGCAGGACGAAGGUCACGGUCCUGGUGGAGGGUCCCAUGCAAAAUUUACAAAUUAUUCCUUCGAUGUCAAGGAAUUUCUGAGAUUAGUAGACAUAUGUGCUUCACACGUGCGUCAGAGGAAAGACUUCCAAAGUUUUAUUUACGGUUCGAAAAAAUCUCACGAUGAACUAUAA
Leptosia nina is the source of this 1473-nucleotide messenger RNA. Lineage: Eukaryota; Metazoa; Arthropoda; Insecta; Lepidoptera; Pieridae. The record is from the annotation of a GenBank genome assembly.